Messenger RNA from Schistosoma guineensis, 5024 nucleotides. Lineage: Eukaryota; Metazoa; Platyhelminthes; Trematoda; Strigeidida; Schistosomatidae. The record is from the annotation of a GenBank genome assembly.
AUGACUAAUACAAUUCAAAAUGUAUCAUUAUGUGUUGAUAAUAUACAGAUCCCUUCAAUGAUAUCGGAAUUAUCAUGGAUGAAUCAAUCGGAUUUAUGUUCAGGAAUAACAACUAUGAAGAUGACGGAGACAACAGAAAUAGCGACGACAACGAUGACAACAGCAACAACAACAACAACGUCAUCAUCGUCAACUUCAUCUACAUCUUGUAGUGAUUAUCAUUUUGAUGGAUCACAUCAUUUACAUAUGUUAUUUCGAUAUCCUCAUAAAUAUAUAGGAAAAAUUCCAAAAAAUAUACCUAAAUUAAAACAGAAUCAAGAAUCAGACUUAAAAUAUCAUCAAAUACAAUCCAAUAAUGAUUUACGUAUAAAACUUGAACGUGAAUUAUCUCAAAAAGUACGUCAAGCUGUAAAAACUCCGCCACGUGAACGUAUUAUUCGUAGACGUUUAAAUGAAUUUCAUUAUGAAAUAAAUAAACGUUUAAAAAAUGAAGAAAAGAAAAAACAACUUGUUAUACAAAUGAAUGAUAAAUUAAAUUUCAACGUAACAACAAAUACUACUAAUACAAAUAUAAGUAGUUUAAAUAAUAUGAAUAAUAUAAAUGUGAUGGAUUUACGUAUGCAUCCAGAAUCAUAUUAUCAACAUUUAAAUUGGUCUAAAAAAUCUAAUAUAAACAUGAAUAGUCAAAGUAUAUUAUGGAAUAAAAAGUCUGGAUUAUCAAAGAAAGAGAUAAACAAUUUAAUAUUUAUACCUGUUACCGAAAAUAAUCAUGAAAAUAGUUACUAUGAUAAUCAAAUUUCUCUAGAUAGUAAUGAAGUGCAUAAGAAUGAAGAUAAAUCUGAUAGUAAUCAAUCAUCAUUAUACUACUUAAAUAACAAUUCUAUUAAAUCCUAUUUACAUAACCAUCAUUCAUUUAAUAAACCACUCAAUAAUGAUUCAUUUAUUAAUUGUAUAUCAAAUAAUACUACUUAUUCAAAAUAUCUAAUGCAUAAAUUACAUAAUUAUAAAAAUACCAUUCUAAACUUAAAACAAUCCUUAUUACCUAUUUCAUCUAUUCAUUCAUCAACUUCUAAUCAUUUAGAAUAUAAUUAUGAAUAUGAUCAAUUAUUAAAUGAUACAUUUACAUUUGAUUGGAAUAUAAAUGAAUCAAAUGUUGAUCGGGAUCAAUCUAUUGAUAAUGAUCAUAAUGAUGAUCGUAAUGAUGAUGAUGAUGAUGAUGAUGAUUUGGAUCAUACUAUAACUAAUCAUAUACAUAAUUAUUAUCAAAUGAGAUCUAGUUAUUUAACUGAUGAAGAUAUACAAUUAAUACAUAAAUAUUAUGAGAAAUUAUAUAAGAAUAAGAGGAUAUUAGAUAGAAUGAAUAGAAAAUUAGUAAAGAAUCAUUUAUGUACACGUCAAUCGAUUAUGGAAAAAUUUGGACGAUUAACUGAUGGUGAAAAACAAUUGUUUUAUUUCAGUGGUACUAGAGCAGCUUAUCUAAUGGCUACAAUUCAAUCUCAAUAUAAAUUACCUGAUGGUACACAAUAUCGUUUAAUGAAUCAAUCAACUAAUAAACCAUUAGAUUAUGUAAUAAUCAAUAAUUCAUUUAUUGAUCAAACGAUAAAUGAUUCUUCUUCUUCUUCUAAAGUUAAUAAUUUUAAUAAUCAUAAUACCCAAACAACAAAUUGUUCAUUCAAUACACUUCCUACAUUGAUCGAUUGGAAUGCAGUUGUUCGUGAUAGACAUGGACCAUUUUGGCCACAAAAUUAUGGACCCAUCUGUCAAACAUUAUCUAAUUUACAUAUAGAAACAAACAAUUCGAAUAAUUCUAAUGUUAAUAAACCAACCAUUUCUGAUUACACUGAAGAGAUUAAUCAACUAAAAAACAAGCAACCUUAUUUCAAAGAAAUACGAGUUAUUUUCGAUUCAGAGUGUAGUCCUUGUUUAUCAGGAACACUGAGCACAUCAAUAUCACCUUCCUUGAAUAUAAAACAAUUAGUUGAAGAGUUAACCAACGUUCAACAAUGGACACCACCAUGUUUAGUCUUUGAAUCGAGAUUUGAAUCAGGAAAUCUACGGCAAGUUAGACGAAUAGGACCAUUUCAUUAUGAAUUAUUAUUAAAACCGGAUCUAUAUACAAAACGUCAUGUACAAUGGUAUUUUUUUCGUGUACAAAAUAUACUUCCUGGUUUUAUUUAUACAUUUCUUAUUGUAAAUUUUACAAAACCAACAAGUUUAUAUUCACAAGGUUUACAACCUUUAUUGUAUUCAAAAAUGAAUUAUCAACAAAAUGGUAAGAAAUGGAUACGUGUUGGAAGAAAUAUCAAAUAUACACGUAAUACAAUGAAUUUAUCCAAUCAUUUACUUGAUACAAAUAGUGAAUAUUAUCAAUUGGAAUGGGAAAUGGAAUUUCCUUAUGCCAAUGAUAUUUGUUAUUUGGCCUAUUCCUAUCCGUACACCUAUACAAAUUUAAAAUUUGAUUUGAAUGAAUUACUUAUUAAAUCAAAUGAAAAUGAAACAUUGAAUAAAACAGUUAAUUGUGAAGUAUUAUGUCAAACUAGAGCUGGCAACUCAUGUUUCCUGGUUACAAUUACUGAUCAAAACAUACCAAAUAAAGAUAAAUAUGCAGUUGUAAUCACUGCUCGUGUUCACCCUGGUGAAACCAAUUCUAGUUGGAUAACUUAUGGAUUAUUGAAAUUUUUAACAAGUAAUCAAUCAAUUGUAUUAACAUUGAAAAAACAAUAUACUUUCUAUAUUAUACCAAUGUUAAAUCCUGAUGGAGUAAUUGUUGGAAACUAUAGAUGUUCACUAACAGGAAGAGACUUAAAUCGUAAUUAUCGUCAACCAAAAAAAGAUGUAUUUCCAACUGUAUGGACAGUGAAACAACUUGUGAAAUGGUGUAAAAAAACAUAUAAAGAUGUUAUUUAUUGUGAUAUGCAUGGACAUAGUCGACGGAAUAAUAUAUUCAUGUAUGGUUGUGAUCCAUUAUAUAGACAUUCUAAAAUAUUUAAUAAUACUAAGAAAUCUUUACAUGAAAGAAUACUCCCAUAUAUCAUAUCUCAACAGGCGACUUCUUAUUUUUCAUUUCCAAAUUGUCGAUUCACUGUUCAUCCAAGUAAAGAAUCUACAAGUCGAGUGGUAUUUUGGAGAGAAUUUGAAGUGAUCAAUAGUUUCACAUUAGAAGCAACAUUUAAUGGUUCAACUUUACAAAAUAAUAGUUUAAUGAAAUUUGAAGUGGACGAUUUUAUAAAAAUGGGUGAACUAUUAGGAUAUUCAUUAUAUAAAUUUUAUGAAGUAUUAUGUAAUCCAUUAAAACUUAAAGAAACUCUAAAGAACUUAGCACAGCAAACGCUUACCAAUUUAUGGAUGACAAAAAUUCCAUUGACACCUGAAAAUACAAUAGCUGAAGAACAUAAAGAUAAUCUAUCAAUCUUCAAUAAGAAAUCAUAUAAUUUUAUCAAAUCACAAUUAUAUACUACUAAUAAGCAAUUCUUUCAGUCAACUAUUAAUAGUGAUCAAUUUAAUCAUAAUAAUAAUAAUGAUUCAAUAUUAAAUUAUUCAUUAAAUGAUCCCGAUCAAAUUGAUGAUGAUCAAAUCAAUAAUGAUCAAAUGAAUGAUUCGUUGGAACAAUUAGCUAAAGCAAUACAUGUAUUAGAAAAAUCAAUAGAAUUACAUAAUAUUGAAUUGAAUGAAAAUGAAUUAUGUAAUACAAAUGAUAAUGAUAUAAGUUGUACUUCCGAUUCAAAUUCAGAUAGUGAACCGGAAAUGACAAUCACUGAUCAAAAUUCAUUAAAUCAAUAUUACAAUUUACGUGGUGAUCUCAUUUUAACUAAUCAAAUACAAACUAUCCUAUUAGAUCAAUCAAAACAAUUGAAACAGUCCAAUAAUACUGAUCAUGAUAUCACAAGAUCAUAUAAAUUGAAGAAAAGAAAAAAGAAUAAGAAAAAGAAAUUACAAACACUUCAUGAUCGUCAUCUUCGUCAUCGUCAUCAUCCUCGUCAUCAUCAACUCUCUUCUAUACAAAAACAAUCAUACAAAAAUAUUUCAUCGAAUCAAAGUCAAAACAAUGAUAAUUCUACUUCAUUAUCACCACCACUACCGCCAUCAUCCUCAUCGACAUCAUCAUCAUCAUCAUCACCUAUAGAAGGAAAAGGUACAUUAUCUGAACAGAAUCAUAAAGAAAGAUUAAGUAGAAGGUUAUAUUAUCUUAAUAAAUAUACUGGACAAUCAAAUCAUGGUAUACCAUGUUUUGUUGAGAAAAGAUUAUUUCAUCGUUCAUGUCAGCGAAUUCGUACAGUUUGGGAAAAUAUCGACCUGACUAAUGCACAAACAAUACAUGCUCAACGAAAAUUUGUGGAACGAUUUAUAAACAAUUUAGAGACAAAAAUCUCCAAACUAAAGUCUACUGAUAAUGUAACAAAUAUUGAUGUUUUAAAAUAUUUAAAACAAAUAUAUUUGGAAGCAAAACAUCAAUUACAAUUAAUUCAAAGUCAAUUAAUUGAUAAAAAUCAUCCAUACAAAUCAACAAUGAUCCAUGAAACUAUGACAACAAUAACUAAUAAUAUUGGAAUACCAUAUCCUCCACCGUUACCAAAUUUUACUACUACAGGUCAUCAUAUAAAAACACAUUCAGCAAUAAUAACUACCACUAACAACAGUAUAGCUAAACGAAAUAUGUCAAUAGGAGGAGGAGAAGGAAGAAGAAUUGAAAGAAAUAACAAUGAUUUAAUUCCUCGAAGUAGAUCAUGCAAUCUGUUUCUAAGGAAUAAUAAUAAUAUUAUUAAUAAUAAUGGUAAUAGUAAAAACAAUAAACUUCUUGAAUUGCCUAAAAUUAUUGAGAAAAUAUCAGAAAACAAUAUUAUGUAUCAUUCUAGAAACAAUUCUAAUAUCCUUGAUGGUAUAGAUAUGAAAGUUUAGUCUAUGUCUAUAUACAUAUAUCUAAUGACAUUCUUCUCAAUGAUAGGUAAAAGUGUAACAAUAUCACCAUGGAGUUCUCCCCCCUCCGCCUUUUUAUAUUGGUAACAUAUAAUACUUUGAAGAAAUAC